Molecule: messenger RNA, 1481 nt
Organism: Emiliania huxleyi CCMP1516
Lineage: Eukaryota; Haptophyta; Isochrysidales; Noelaerhabdaceae
Exons: 6
Coding region: 158-1294 (378 amino acids)
Source: RefSeq, a predicted model, not a curated record
CGCGGUGAUUGUGCUGCUGCAGGCCGCGCGCGAGCAGCUCAACGCGCCGGCGUCGAUUUGGAUUCCUGGUCUUGGGGAGUCGCGGUACGAGCUGGUCCCGUGGCUCGGCUGCCGGUGCUCGUGGCCGUGCACGCAGCUCUGCUGGCACUGGCUCUUUAUGAACACGCAGACGCUGGCGACGGUCUGGAUGACGGUGACGGUCCUGUUUCUGUGGGUCCUCCUCGAGGGGCUCGUCAUGGACCUGUACAUCCUCAAGGUGCCGGGCAAGACGUCGCUCGCGCACCCCUUCUUUUGGAGCGACUACGUCGAGGGCACGCAGCCCUUCUCGCUCAAGAUGGCCAUGAUGCUCGGGUACACCGUCUUCCCGUUCUUCGUGCUCGGCUUCCUCUUUGGGGGCAUCAGCAAGGGCACCAAGGGCGACGAGGACACGAAGCCGCAAAACUACCUCACCUCGUACUUCAACACGCUCUACCAGCUGCGCAUCCUCCUCCGCUCGCUCGCCGCGAGGCCCGAGACCAGCACCGACUCGUACUGCACGCUGGUCUACUGGACCAUCCUCGUCGAGAUUUGGACCGUCAUCCUGCCCGCCUACCUGCCCUUCCUGUGUCCGCUCGUGCUGCAAUUCUACUUUGAGGGGUCGCUGCAAAACAUCUCGAAGCUCUACGUCGUCUUCGUCAUCGGAAGCAUCCGCCGGCGGCCGGCGAUGCUGCUCAUGACGUGCGGCCUCUGCGCAGGUGGCUUCGGCCUCAAAUUCGUGCAGUUCCUGCUCUGCCUGAGCCCCGACACACAGCGGGCCACGACCAAGGUGUGGGCGGGCCGCCGCGCGCAGAGCGAGUGGCGCAGCGCGCAGUACCUCUACCUCUGGGCCCUCUGGCUCUUCAUGCUGCUCAUCGGGCUGAUGAUGAAGUGGAAGAUGACCUACCUCUGGCUGUGGACCGGCUACGAGUACUGCUUUGCCGGCGUCCAAGCUUGCCCACCGCACACCGGGCCGGCCAUCCACUGCACGCAAGUCCUGACGACCGCUGCCUUUAUCGCCGGCUUCGUCUUUCUGCGCGGCUGCUUCCUCUUCCCGUGCCUCUGCGCGCCCGAGCUGCCCGCGUGGCUCUUUUUCCCGCCCGACAACCCGCCGCCCAACCCGAUCGGCGAGGGCGACAUCGACUGGCAGGCGGCGAUGCUCAUGCUGAGCAGAGCCCUGCGCGGCUUCCCGCCGCCGGAGGACUGCGUGUGGGCGCCACCCGUGGGGGAGGCGCCCGCCACGGAGCUGUGGAGACACGCAGGCGCGUGGGGUCUCUGAGCUACGUAGCAGCAGCCAAUGUACUGGAGUAUACGGGUUUGGUUUUCGCGCGCGACUGUUGUACGUCUCACGGCGUGUAUGUGUGUCGUACUCGCACGUACCGUGUGGAAUGUGUUGUGUGUCUCGCGCCGUCGCCUCUUCAGGCCGUUUCAGCACUUCUUUUUCCCAUGUGAAUCACCCAUGUCUU